AUGAGCAUCGAAAAACUUACGAAUUGUUUUGGUGUCAGGAUUUUUAUACACGGAUGUAAACAUAGUGCUUUGUUAGAUAGUAGUUCUAGCGAAUAUCAGUAUCGAGAUGAAAUCGUUAACAUUCUUCUGGCAUCAAUUUUUUACGAUGUUGAAGAUGCUCUGUGGACAAAAACAAAACAACAACGCAAUUUCAUCAAACAAGAGAAUGAACGUGAAAGACUUGGAGAUAAACACGAUGGCAUCCUAUACAUGAAUGUACGUGGCGUAAAGGUUGGAGUUGGAUUUAUCGAAGUAGCGGACAAUGCAUUUAACACUAUAACAUCUGAUAAAAAUGAUGAUUUAGAGAAAUUAUUAAAAGGUAUAUAUGUAAUUCCAAUGGAUAAAAUUAUAAAAGAUUGUUAUAAAGUAUUACAAGAUAAAAUUGAUUCAAAUGACUAUUUUUUUGGAAAUAAUUUAUCUACAUUGGAUGUUUUUUUAUAUGGAUAUCUGGCGCCUCAACUAUAUCCAGAUCUACAAAACCAAAGUCUAUCCACAACCAUAACCACUCAAUUUCCAAGAUUACAACAAUUUUGUGAUCGUGUAAAAUCAAAUUUAUCCGAAAAUAAUCAAAAAAUAAACAAAUUGCCAAUUCCAAAAAUUGAUUUAUCAACCAUUUUUACUACUACUACCGGUUCAUUUAGAUCUCCACGUUCAUGGUUCGCUAAUUGGUUUACUAGUACAACAACAACAUCUACUACUAGCGGUAUUAAUAAACCUGAGAAAUCAGAGGCACAAAAAAAUUGA
Entrophospora sp. SA101 is the source of this 783-nucleotide messenger RNA. The record is from the annotation of a GenBank genome assembly. NCBI's taxonomy places the organism in Eukaryota, Fungi, Glomeromycota, Glomeromycetes, Entrophosporales, Entrophosporaceae.